Molecule: messenger RNA, 714 nt
Organism: Patella vulgata (common limpet)
Lineage: Eukaryota; Metazoa; Mollusca; Gastropoda; Patellidae
Product: arrestin domain-containing protein 3-like
Exons: 7
Coding region: 1-714 (237 amino acids)
Biological process (GO): protein transport
Cellular component (GO): cytoplasm
Source: RefSeq, a predicted model, not a curated record
AUGGAUAACGAGUCUUCAAAUCCCGACGUCACCCUUCCUGCUGGGAAACAAAAUUAUAAAUUCUCAUUUCGUUUGCCCAAUGGCGGUCUUCCUUCGUCGUUUGAAGGCGAAUAUGGAGCUGUUAGAUUUUGGUUGAAAGUUGUGGUUGAUAAACCAAUGUUUAGUUUUAAUGAAAAGUGGUGGAGAUGUUUUACAGUUUUAGAAGAUAUAGAUGUCAAUAAACCUGGCUAUAAAGUUCCGCUUAGGCGUGGUCAAGAAAAAACUGUAUCAAAGGCACUUGGUUUAGGCAAUGCUGGAACAUUGGUUUUGAAUGCUGAAUGCGAUAGAAAAGCGUAUUGCCCUGGUGAAAAAAUAGCACUUAACGUUUUAGUAAAAAAUAAUUCAACGAAAGACAUGGGUAAAUUGAAAGCUAGGUUAAUUCAGAUAUCUGAAUUUAAAGCUAAUGGUGAUAGUAAGAUGUCAGACACACACAUACGUAUUAUUGAAGGUGAAUCGUCUAUUGCAGCUGGACAAGAGAGGAAGUGGGAAAACCAAAUGUUCCUAAUCGACGCCCUUCCAUCAAGUUCAACAAAUAUAUCCUGUCAUAUCAUAGAUGUUAGUUAUUAUAUUAAGAUUUGGGUAGAGGUUCCAUGGGGUUUAGAUUUAUCUGUUCGCCUACCAAUAACCAUUGGAACUAUUCCACUUAAACAGAACACUACGCCACAACCAAAAUAG